CUACAGCUCUUCGCACUGUAUGAAGAAAGCUACAUAUCCAGUGCAGGCUGACAAGUGCGAUGGCAAGCAAACAGGAKAMGYUCGCCACACCCCUCGUUCUACCCAAUAACUGUAACUGGGACGAGAAGACCGGAAAAUAUACCACAAAACCGAACGUCAAACGUGAAACUCUAACCUUGGUUCCUAAAGCAUUAGAUCAACUACGAGAAAUCAAGGGUCAUGUAUGCGUGGUAUCUAUUGCUGGUCCUUGCAGAAGUGGGAAAUCUUACAUCCUGAGCAAGGCAUUUGACCAAGGGGAGGUGUUUCCAUUGGGUCAUCUUCUUGAUCCAGAAACCAUGGGAAUAUGGCUAUGGGUGGUGCCAGAGAAAUUCAAAGACAGUACAGGAAGAGAGUUCACAGUAGUUCUGAUGGAUUCUGAAGGCAUCGAUGCAGUUUCCAGCAAACAAUCUGAUGAUCACAGGAUAUUUACUUUGUCAGUUCUGUUGUCAUCUAUCAUGAUUUAUAACUCUGCUGGUGUGCCAAACAGAUCUGAUCUUGAAGGAUUGGAGUAUCCUUGUUUACAUUCAUUUUUUAGAGGCUUUUAAAAGAGAGAAAUGUGUGUUUAAUGUAAGCUAGUGUAACUAAUACAAUUGGCAUGGAAACGACC
Molecule: messenger RNA, 646 nt
Organism: Exaiptasia diaphana
Lineage: Eukaryota; Metazoa; Cnidaria; Anthozoa; Actiniaria; Aiptasiidae
Product: guanylate-binding protein 4
Exons: 3
Coding region: 60-584 (174 amino acids)
Molecular function (GO): GTP binding; GTPase activity
Source: RefSeq, a predicted model, not a curated record